This is a messenger RNA of Ciona intestinalis (vase tunicate), 2967 nucleotides long. The record is from RefSeq and is a predicted model, not a curated record. NCBI's taxonomy places the organism in Eukaryota, Metazoa, Chordata, Ascidiacea, Phlebobranchia, Cionidae.
ACAGAUUUUGUUUAAUUCUGCACACAUGUUAUAGUAGAAUUAAACGUAGUUAUAACGCACUAUAGACAAAACAAUUCUCGGAAUACUGCAACAUUUGUACGAGAAAUACGCGGAAGUUUAAUGGCCAAACUUGUUUUCAAUGUAGAAUCGUAGCUUUACAUUAUAAACCGCUGUGUAGGAGUUAGUACGGAAUAGAAGAUAUGCUAUAUAACGAAUUUGUCUUAGAGGAAGACGAACGGCAAACUAGGUAUCAUAACGUGAAGGUACCAUUUGAGCCAGUGACCGUUCUGAGCGUUACUCUACUAAGAUGCAGAGAUAUUUCAAUGUCAUCGUUUAGCGAUUUUUUCGAUACGCCAGACGUGAAAUUUAACGUAAGAUGUAAAACACUGCCAAGUCCCAACUUAUUUUGUUCUCGCGGACGAGAAGACACGACGACCUAUGACAUAAAUGAGACUUUCAAGUUUAUUAUUCCAAACGACUUGGACGUAACUGCUGGGAUACCCAUUGAGAUUUCCGCAAUUGAUAUUGAUAUUGUUUUCGACGAUUUAAUCGCAAAACGAACAAUUGAUGCCGCUCCGUAUGAAACUAAUGGGAAAGAAAAUUUGCUCACUGUCAGCUUUGGAUCGGUAAGAGAAAAUCAUGGAGAAGUGGAUAUUUCUUUGACAAAGACGUUAAGGACUUCGCCAGAUUUUCGACUUGGCCAUGAGCUACAUAACGGCGAAAGAAUCUUUCGAAAGAAAAGAUUUCCAAAAGUUUUUAAAGCUUUGAACAAAAUUUUGGGAGAGGACGGACCGAAAAAUCUGCUUGAGACACCAGUCGUGGCACUCGCGUCCUCUGGCGGAGGUUACCGUGCUGCAGUUGGACUUUGUGGGGCGAUGGAGGCCUUUAAAGAUAUUGGGGUGUUGGAUACCUUUAUGUACACUGCUGGUGUGUCAGGAUCGGCUUGGUAUUUCACCACAGCCUAUCAGCAACACAGGAUGACACCGAAAGAAAUCACUCAGUUUGUGAAAUCGUUGAAACAGAAUGUGAUACAGAAAUGGGUGUCUGUCGCUUUACAAGUUGUCCUUCGAGAAGGUUAUUUUAACUUUGUCGAGGAAAAACAACAGUACGGCCAGCCUACUUCUUUUGUUGAUUUUUUUGGUUAUCUGAUUGGAACCUCACUGCUAGGCAAAGAAGACCGAUGGAAAAAACUAUCAACGAUCCAAAGCUACCUUACAUCGGCUGACGUUCCAUUCCCUCUUAUUGAAAUGCUCCAUGUUAAGAAUAGAGCGUUGGCUUCAACUUUUCACGUUUAUAUUGAAUGCUCUCCGUACGAAUACAAUCUCCCCGUUUUCGGAUAUGGGAUUCCAGUCGAUCAAUUCGGGUCUGUAUUUAACGGAGGUUUUCUAGCAAGACGUUGCCCUGAGCUUCCAUUGCAUUUUCUGCAAGGAACUGUUGGUUCUGCAUUUUCAGUCAUUUUCAACGCGUUUGCCACCGGAGAAACAUCAUUGGAGUUCAAUAAAUACAUAGACCAUCUUCGAGUAAAAGGAAAAUCAAAAUCCAAAACUGGUACAACAAAUGGAACUAACAAGAAUAAAGAAAAGUUAGAGAUUGAAUCUGAUUCGGAGAUAGACAGCGACGACGAAGAAGAAAACGACCGAGAUCCAGUUACUUCUCAAGGCAACGGUGAUCAAGAAAACGGAGAGAACUCAGAAAGAGAAAAGUCGUUUUUAUCUACUAUUUUGGCCUCUCUUAAGGAUACGGAACUGUUCCAAUCAAGAGUAAGCUUUCUGGGACGAACAGCGAAAUAUUUCAAUUUCUCGCGUGGAUUUAAGGACAUUACAACUUACUAUAUGAAUCCUUUGGGAGAGCCGGCAUACCAAGGACCUGAACAAAAACAAUUAGCUGCUAGACUUGGAAUUCGCGAGAGAAAGAAAAUGUCGACAAAGAGGGAUAUCAUCUCAGUUGUAGACGCAGGUGUUUUGAACAAUGUACCGACGGACGUGAUUUUACGACCACAGAGAGCGGUUGAUGUACUGAUAGUUACAGAUUUUACAGCCUCGCCUUCAGAUGAAAAGUUAGACUUUACGCAAAUUCUCAUUGCUGCGGUACAAGCCUGGCAAAAUGGAAUGAAAUUUCCGCCGAUCAGUUUUGAUAAGAUAGCCAACCUACCACCCCAAGAAUAUAUUGUUUUGGAAGACGAAAACGACGACGAAUGUCCGAUAGUUGUUUGGAUAACUUUAUGCAACAAAAAGUUCCAAAAUUUGAAAAACUUUAAGCCCAGAUACAGCACGGAAGACGUACCGGAGGGGCAAAAAUUUAAUGACUUCAACGUUUUUACGAAAGAAACUGCGUUUUCUACUUUCGACUUCGACUAUACUGGUCUGGAGUUUGAUCAACUUGUCGAAUUAAUGUAUUAUAACGUCACGAGCUGCUCUGACACUAUUCAAGCAGCUAUCAAACGUGCAAUUAAGAAAAAGCGACGUAAACGUGCGAACCAAAGCGAUAUCGAUGUUGUUGCGGACCAGCAAGCAUACGGCACAUACGUAUAAUGAUUAUAAUUAAAAAGCGACAUUUUAGCUGUUAUGUUUAUACGUGCAUUUCACUGCGAUCGAAUUUUAUUUUUUAUUUGCGCUUUUUAUAUACCUAUCUCAUAAAGUGAAACUGCAAUUUUAUAUUUUACUUGGUACCCAAUUAAGUUAUUUCGUUCCCUGUGUUUUUAAUAUUUACUGUAGCACUUUUAACCAGAAUUUGUACGCUACAGUUACACUGUACCAAUUAAGCAGUUGAUUUUAUAUUACAAUUUAAACAAAUAUCAUUUAUAGCAGUUGCACAAACACGAAAGUUCCGAAAACUUUUAUACGCAGAAUAAAUAUGCAUAUAGUGUGUAUACAGACCUAUCUGGUAAAUGUAGCACAUUCUUACUUGCAAAUAUAAAUAAAAACGACAUUUUUAAUCAUACACCCCAGUAAAAUAUGCAAUAUUGUA